Rotaria sp. Silwood2 is the source of this 765-nucleotide messenger RNA. The record is from the annotation of a GenBank genome assembly. Lineage: Eukaryota; Metazoa; Rotifera; Eurotatoria; Philodinida; Philodinidae.
AUGGGAAAAGAUAAAGCGGGUCGUCCUAUUACUUAUGUUCAUGCUAAAGAACAUAUUAAAGGACAGUAUCCAUUACAAGCAACGGAACGAUUGAUCAUUUUUUUCAUUGAGACUGCAAGACUUUUGAUUGAACCUCCUGUAGAAGAAGGAACUAUAGUGAUCGACAUGCUCAAUGUUGGCUUACAGAAUUUGGACUACCAAUACAUUAAAUUUAUGAUCAAUAUCGUGCAAAAUUAUUAUCCCGAGUGUUUAGGUAUCGCUUUGGUGGUCAAUGCCCCCUGGACAUUCAAUACUGUUUGGAGUGUAAUCAAGUCAUGGCUAGAUCCAGUGGUAGCAAGCAAGAUUCAUUUUCUUAGGAGUUCAAAAGAGCUGACUGAAUAUAUCAAUCCAAUGGAUCUUCCGAAACGACUGGGAGGUAGUCAAAUGGAUUUUGAAUUUCAUCCGCCAACAGAAGAGGAUAAAGCACAAAUGAAAAUUUUUCGAACAGAUAAAGAAGGCAUGGAGAAAGUGAAAUUUGAACACAUGGAAGCUGCACAACACUAUAUUAAUAUGACAUUGAAAUGGGCUACUAGACAGACACAAAAUGAAGACGAUGAAAGGAUGAAUAGAGUUCAGACAGCUAAACGGCUCAGUGCUGCUUUUGAACAAUUUGUGCCUUAUGUUUCUACACGAACACAUUUUCAUCGGACGGGAGAAAUUCAAGAGCCCAUUUUCGAUAUUGCGUAUAAUCGAAUCUGUGCUGGAGACAGUGAAACAUCGUAUUAA